AUGCUGUGGGGGGUGGGCCUGGCGGCGCCGCGCUCCUGCGUGGCGGACCUGAGCCGCAACCGCAGCCUGUCGCUGGGCUGGUGCGCGGGGCCCGAGGAGCCGCCGCCCGCCUUCUAUGGGGGCGAGAUCGUCGCCUUCCCGCUGUCGGGCGGCGGCGGCACCAUGGCGGCGCUGGGCUCCGACUCCUGGUGGAAGAAGACGCUGUACCUGACGGGCGGAGCGCUGCUGGCCGCCGCCGCGUACCUGCUCCACGAGCUGCUGGCCAUACGGAAAGAGGAAGAGCUCGAUUCGAAAGAUGCUAUCAUACUGCAUCAGUUUUCAAGGCCUAGGAAUGGCGUUCCGAGUUUAUCCCCGUUCUGCCUGAAAAUGGAAACGUACUUGAGGAUGGCUGAUUUGCCCUACCAGAACUAUUUUGAUGGAAAACUUUCCCCUCAAGGGAAAAUGCCUUGGAUUGAAUACAAUCACAAGAAAGUAUCUGGCACUGAGUUCAUUAUUGACUUCUUGGAAGAGAAACUUGGAGUGAAUUUAAAUAAACACCUUGGUCCACAUGAAAGAGCUGUUUCCAGAGCUGUGACCAAAAUGGUGGAGGAGCACCUGUACUGGACUUUAGCUUAUUGCCAAUGGGUGGAAAAUCUUCAUGAGACGCAGAAGAUGGUUUCGCUUUUUGGCCCCUUCAGCGACUUGCUGAAGUGGAUCUUUUGCCACCUGACCAAAGGAAUUGUGAAGAGGGAAAUGUAUGGCCAUGGCAUUGGGCGCUUCUCGGAGGAGGAGAUGUACACGCUGAUGGAGAAGGACAUGCGGACUCUGGCAGGCCUCCUGGGUGACAAGAAGUACAUCAUGGGAUCAACUGUUUCCACUGUUGAUGCCACUGUCUUUGGACAUCUGGCACAGGCAAUGUGGACAUUACCAGGGACUCGACCAGAGAGACUAAUCAAAGGUGAACUGAUUAACCUUGCUAUGUAUUGUGAAAGAAUAAGGAGGAAAUUUUGGCCAGAAUGGCACCAUGAUGAUGACAACACGCUGUAUGAAUCUGAGGAAAGCAGUGAAGCAAGCAAGACUUACUCCCCUUUGCAGGACUUCAGUUUUUAUUCAAGGACAGAAACAUUUGAUGAGGAAGGGAACAGUAUUUCCCAAACCCCUGACACAGAUUACACUGGACACUCCCUCUUUGACUCGGAUGUGGACAUGGAUGAGUACAGAGAUCAUGAACAAUGCAAGUGAUAUGUACAAGUGUCUCCAUUGUGCAGAUAAGGUGUUUCUUGGGAUCACUCUGAUUUGUUUUCUCCUUCAGGUCAGGAAGAGGUUUAUACCACUUUGGAAGAGACCAUUGUGCUUGAUUCAGCUGUCACAUACUGCUUGGACUAUUUCAACUGUAUUUUGUUUUGUGUAAUUGUUCAGGUGGACCAAGAUAAACACAUUGAAAACACACGUGAGCAGACUGGAGGUCUAGAGGGCAGCAGAACCUUUAAGUCUAUUUUUGUUCAUGUUCAAAACCAGAUUCCCCAUCCAAGUGGGACGAACUUCUGGGAAGUGGAGCAUUUGUCACAUCUGGUUUGUGUUGUUAUCUUAUCUUUACAGCAACGGGUUGAGCACAAAAAUGGAAGAGGUAUGACUGGCACAGCUUUCUUCCGUGGAAGAAAAUGAUUGAUGCUGUAAUGAAAAGGCCCUGGCGGUGUUGGUUGACUGCCAUCUCAGUUUAAGCUAGUGGUGUGCUGAGGUGCAUCAGAUUCAUGCAGCACCCUGGCCUGUACCAGCAAUAGUGUGGCCAGCGGGACCAGGGCAGUGAUUGUCCCCUUGUCUCAGCACUGGUGAGGCUGCACCCCAAAUCCUGUGUUCUGUUCUGGACCCUUCACUGCAAGGAAGUCAUUGAGGUGCUGGAGCAUGUCCAGAGAAGAACAGUGAAGCUGGUGAAAGGAAUUGGAACACAAGUCUUGUGAAGAGCAGCUGGGGGAGCUGGGGGUGCUUAGCCUGGAGAGAAGGAGUCUCAGGAGAGACCAUAUCGCUCUCUACAACUGCCUGAAAGGAGACUGUAGAAAGAUGGGGGUUGGUCUCUUCUUCCAGGCAACAAGCUCUAGGAUAAGAGAAAUGGCCUCAAGGUGUGCCAGGAGAGGUUUGGGUUGGAUAUUGGGAAAAAACUUCACUGGAAGGGUUGUCAAGCAUUGGAACAGGCUUCCCAAUCAUCACCCCAGGAGGUAUUUAAAAGCCACAUAGAUGUGACACUUUGGGGACAUUGUUGUUGUUGGUCUUGGUAAUGCUGGGCUUACACCUGGACUUGAUGAUCUCAAAGGUCUUUUCCAACCUAAAAGAUUCUGUGAUUUGGUAAAGUUUCACGGGAAUUUUAUUUGAUAGCUACCUAUACUUUGGGUGCAUAUAUUACAGGGUCUACAGAAAAUAACUGCUCCCAGUUCUUAUGGAAGCAGUCAGGCAAGGAUGGAGGAAAACAUAUUCCUACAUAAAGGAGCUGGUUAGUGUUUCUUGUUCUUUGCAGAAGGUUGAAAUCACUGCUCUAAAAUACUUUUAUGCAGGAGGGAGAUAACAGCGUUAACUCAUCUGGAAUGUGUGUUGGUAAAAUUUCUUCCGUGUUUUUGAAUUAUUACUAUGUUUUUACUCCCUGCCCAUGGCUGCUGUCAGCUAUUUCUAGGCAAGGCUAAUGGGAUUUGUUGCUAAAAGUCUAAUGUGUCUCAGCAGUGGGUGCUUUGUGUUCUUUACCAACAGACGUAGCAAACCCAUGAAGGCUGCAAAGCAGUUUGAGGUAUUAGUAGGCAUGGGACGCUGUGUAGUUGCAAGAUGUUGGCCCAGGGAUUGAAUGCUUUAUAGCUGCAGAGGGAGGUGCUUCAGGGAGUGCUGGGCUCUGUGCUGGCUUGCAGUGCACAGUUCCUAAAGCUGAUGCAUGGGAGGAGGUGAGAUGGGACAGUUCCCUCAGCACUGCCAUGUGUGUGGGGAAAUUCAGAUACUGAAAGCAUGACCAGAACUGAAUUUAAGUUGCCUUUGCUGGCAUAUCUAUGGGUCUGGAUCUCAAAAUGAUUGCACAGGUUCUGACAUGCUUCAUGAUCAUGUCUCCCUAAAUGCAGGUUAGAGAUGAGAAUGAAUCCGUUGGAUUUACUCACAACUUUGAAGUUAAGCAUAUAAUUCAGUGUUGCUUAGCCAUGAUUAGUUGAUUUUAGUAGAGAGAGAGCGCAUCAAUCAUACUGGGCUAUUGUGUUUUUAAAUAUGCAUAUAAAAUUGAGUAUUUGACUGCAGACUUUGUUGGUGGCCCAUUUUAAUUAUGACUUCCUCAGUGAUUUACAGUUAGAUGAAUCAGGAUCCCUCAGCAAAAUUUUUAUAAUGUGUUGGUUGUACCAAAUGUUCUAAGAGCAGACAGAGCAGACAACUGCUUUAGGAUGUUAAUUGUUGGUAGUUGUAGUGAGUCUGGACCUUGAAAUAACUCCAGCACUCAAAGAAUAGCUUGCUCCCUGGGAUCCUGGAGUGCCUCCUGCAGAGGAAAGGACCUGCUCUGGGGAAACAUGGAGUUAGCCAUGGUUUUGAAAGCAGGGACACGUUUGUCUGCACUGAAGCACCAGGUCUGUUCGUGCAUGGGAGCCAUGGCAGUGAGAGCUGACAAGUUCAGUGUGCAUUUACACCUGUUUCCACAACUCCCUGGGCAUGUCCCUGAAGCCAUGUUCCAGUCAAUGUUGUGGGCAAGUACCAUUUGCAAAGUGAACCAAAGCCGAGGAGGAAGAUACCUUCCAGUUACUUGGGACCCUUCUCAGGAAACUAAGCACAAGAAUAGGGCACAAGACGGUAAGUUUUGGGCUUGAAAGUGCAGAGGUGAUGGCCCGAAAUGCCUGAGUAACUCCAUGGCCAAGUCAGGAGAGAUUUCAUCUGCAAAAAUGUAGGUAUUGAUAUUCUGAAUAAAAGGAAUCUGCAUCAAAAAGCUCCUAUUUAAAAUCAUUAGUGUGUUGGAAAUUCUGAUGGAGAUUUUCUCACUCAUUUACUGAUGCAUGUUUGAAGGCUGUGCUUUCUCCAUUUGUUCAGCAUUGCAAGGUGUGCUUGCAGCAGAUGAGUCC
Molecule: messenger RNA, 4046 nt
Organism: Sturnus vulgaris (Common starling)
Lineage: Eukaryota; Metazoa; Chordata; Aves; Passeriformes; Sturnidae
Gene: FAXC
Product: failed axon connections homolog, metaxin like GST domain containing
Cellular component (GO): cytoplasm
Source: RefSeq, a predicted model, not a curated record